Diachasma alloeum is the source of this 3040-nucleotide messenger RNA. RefSeq names its product pre-mRNA-processing factor 40 homolog A (gene Prp40). Gene Ontology annotation, biological process: mRNA cis splicing, via spliceosome. Gene Ontology annotation, molecular function: RNA binding; protein binding. Gene Ontology annotation, cellular component: U1 snRNP; U2-type prespliceosome. Bases 228 to 2771 code for a protein of 847 amino acids. The record is from RefSeq and is a predicted model, not a curated record. Lineage: Eukaryota; Metazoa; Arthropoda; Insecta; Hymenoptera; Braconidae. The transcript has 6 exons.
UGUUUUUGGGGGAAAUUUGAAAAAAUCUCAAUGGAAACUCAUCUUUUUGUGGCAUUUAUUUCGCGCUCCGACAGCCAAUUGAGAAUCAUCUGACGUCAGUACUCGACGUCAUUAACAACAACGCCGGCGAGAACGCCAGAACCGAGUCCCCAAGUCCUUCAAAAAAAUUCCAAAAGCACUUACCAAUGAAUUGAACGAAGUGAAAUAACCAGAAACAAAAUAACAAAAUGGCAUCGAACGAUGGAAUACCAUCGCCAGCAGUCCCAGGAUACCCUCCAGCAGCUCCAAAUAUGCCGCCAGGGUACGGUCCCCCGAUGAUGGGGUCAGGGCCAUUUAUUCCACCACCUGGAAUGCCACCAGGACCACCGGGGAUGAUGCCUCCACAGUUUUCCAUACCCCCGCCUGGAUUUGGAUACCCCAUGGGGGCUGGGGGUCCACCUGAGCCUGGAGUCAUUGCCGCUCCCCCACAGAUAACUGCCCCAGCCCUCCCGACCCUCCCCCCAACCGACACCUCCUCACCCGCUCCGAACCCUUCCCCUCACCCCCUGACAAACCCCUCGACCCCGACCCCCGCCCCCGUCCCGUCCACCUCGCCCAUUGAAAAAAAGUCCGACUGGACAGAGCACAAGGCCCCCGACGGUCGCACUUACUACUACAACUCCACGACAAAGCAAUCCCUCUGGGAGAAGCCAGACGAAUUGAAGACUCCCUCCGAGCUCUUGCUCUCCCAAUGCCCCUGGAAAGAAUACAAAUCCGAAAAUGGCAAGGUUUACUAUCACAACGUGACCUCCAAGGAGUCACGUUGGACAAUUCCCCCGGAGCUUGAAGAGCUGAAAAAUCGAAUUCUGGCUGAAGAGGCGGCAGCGGCAGCAGCUGUCGCUGUCGCAAGUGCAACAAAUACCGGUGGAAUAUCACAAUUAAUUCAGCACUCAUCGCCAAACGUUGUGGGAACCCCCGAAUCAACGAAUUCGGGUAAAUCCGCCAUUGAGCAGGCGAUGGCAGCGACACUCGCUGCCAUUAAUAUUCCCACACCGCCGGCAAAACCCGAUGAGGACAGCAAUUCGGCGAAGGGUUCGGCCAAUGGCAGCCGAACAUCAACACCCGAGCCAAAGGUCCAGUUCAAGGACAAGAAGGAGGCCAUCGAGGCGUUCAAGGAGCUGCUCAAGGAGAGGGAUGUGCCCUCCAACGCCACCUGGGAGCAAGCUGUCAAGAUGAUAUCUAGUGAUCCUAGAUAUCCUUCGAUGAAGAAGCUCAAUGAGCGCAAGCAAGCGUUCAAUGCUUACAAAACGCAGAGGCUCAAGGAGGAGAAGGAAACCGAGAGACUCAGGCUGAAGAAGGCCAAGGAGGAUUUGGAGCAGUUUCUCCUUAAUCACGAGAGAAUGACCAGCACCGUCAAGUAUUACAAGUGCGAGGAGAUUUAUGCUAAUCUCGAGAUAUGGAAGGCCGUGGGUGACUCGGACAGACGGGACAUCUAUGAGGAUGUUAUUUUCAAUCUUGCCAAGAGGGAGAAGGAGGAGAUGAAGCUGCUGAAGAAGAGGAAUACGAAGAAGUUGGCCCAGGUUUUGGAUACGAUGACUGAUGUUACUUAUCGUACAACUUGGCAAGAGACGCAGUCGCUUCUUCUUCAGCACUCGGCUUUUGCUGAGGAUGCUGACCUGCUGGAGAUGGACAAGGAGGAUGCACUCUUGGUUUUUGAGAAUCAUAUUAGGCAGCUGGAGAAGGACGAGGAGGAGGAGAAGGAGCGAGAGAAGAAGAGGAGGAAGCGACAGGAGAGGAAGAACAGGGAUGGCUUUAUUUCGCUGCUUGAUGAGCUUCAUGAGCAGGGGAAACUCACUUCUAUGUCACUCUGGGUGGAGCUGUAUCCUAUGCUCAGUGCUGAUCUCAGGUUUUCGGCUAUGCUGGGACAGCCUGGCUCAACUCCUCUUGAUCUGUUCAAGUUUUAUGUUGAGGAUCUCAAGUCCAGGUUCCAUGACGAGAAGAAGAUCAUCAGGGAGAUCCUCAAGGACAAGAACUUUGAGGUACAGGUUAACACGACUUUCGAGGCAUUCGCUACGGUUGUCUGUGAGGACAGAAAAUCGGCGACUCUUGACGCUGGGAAUGUCAAGCUGACGUAUAAUUUGCUGCUGGAGAAGGCGGAGGCGAGGGAGAAGGAGAGGGUCAAGGAGGAGACGAGGAAGUUUAAGAAGUUGGAGGGGGCGUUCAAGGGGCUGUUGAAGAACAUCGAGGUGGAUUAUCAGAUGAAUUGGGAGGAGGUCAGGGAGAAGCUCGAGGAGGAGGGGGACUUCAAGGCCAUCACCUUGGAGAGCGAGAGGGUCAGGAUAUUCAAGGAGUAUCAGCAUGAUCUCGAGGAGAGCUGCGGACAUCAUCACAUCAGGAGCAAGAAGAAGAAGGGGAAGAAGGGGAAGAGGAAGUCCAGGUCCAGGAGUCAUAGUCCUGAGUCUGAUGUCAGUGACAAAGGGAAGAAGAAGCGCCACAAAUCAAGGUCUCCUAGUCCGUUGAGUAAAUCAGACAGCUCGGAGUCUGAGAGCAAAAAGACUAAGAGAAAGAAGAACAAGAAGAAGCGUGGAAGAAGCCAUUCGCGUUCGCAUUCGCGUUUACCAUCGUCUGAGGACUCGCCGGAAAGAAGAACGAAGGAGGAGAAACAUCGCAGACCAUCGGGGCACUCUGAGGGCUCAAUACACGAUAAUGGAGAGCACCACGAACUCUCGGAGGACGAAUUGGAGAAGCAGAGGGCACAGUUGUUGAGGGAACUGCAGAUGCAGCAGGAGUAGAACUGAUGGGACAUUUUUAGUACAGAAACUCUUUAAUUAUUGUCUCCAAUUAUAUGUUGUACAUAAAACGAAUAAAGAGAUUUUUUUGCUCUUUUUUGACAGGAUGAAGAUCUUUGUGGACUUUUCUUUCCACAUAUUAAUUAUUUGGAUUUUUGCGUUAGGCUGAUCAAGAUUUUGAAUGGUUGAGAAUCACUCGAUCACCACUGAAAAUUUAUAUUUUCGUCACAAGAUGAAAAGAAAACUUUUCUGACGACUGUGAGAGUUGCAAA